This is a messenger RNA of Adineta steineri, 936 nucleotides long. Lineage: Eukaryota; Metazoa; Rotifera; Eurotatoria; Adinetida; Adinetidae. The record is from the annotation of a GenBank genome assembly.
AUGAACAAGUUUUUAUCGAUUAUUUGUCUUACUCUUUUUAUUUCGGCUUCACUAGCUAAAAAAGAAGCUGAUUUAAAAGACAAGGUUGUUGAAACAGUAAAAGAUGCAUAUGAUGCAGCUGCACCAAAAGUUGCUGAAGGCGCAGAAUUUAUCAAAGACAAAGCUGUUGAUGGUGCUGCAUUUGUAAAAGAUAAGGUUGCUGAAGCUUAUGAUGCCGCUGCACCUAAAGUUGCUGAAGGUGCAGAAUUCAUCAAAGACAAAGCUGUUGAUGGUGCUACAUUUGUAAAAGAUAAAGUUGCUGAAGCAUAUGAUGCAGCUGCACCUAAAGUUGCUGAUGGUGCUGCAUUUGUAAAAGAUAAAGUUGCUGAAGCUUAUGAUACUAUUGCUCCUAAAGUCGCUGAAGGAGCCGAAUUUGUGAAAGAUAAAGCUGCUGAAGCAUAUGAUGCAGCCUCACCCAAAGUUGCUGCAGGUACUGAAUAUUUGAAAGAAAAAGCCGGUGAAUAUGCUGAAGUUGCUAAAGAAAAAUUAGCUAAAGUUGCUGAUGAUGUUAAAGCUUCAGCACAAAAUUUUGCUGAUGAAAGUGUAAAACAAGGACAAAAAUUAGGUGAACAAGCUUUUGAAAUGGGCAAAGAUAAAGCUAAUGAAGCACUUAAAGCUGGUAAACAAGCUAGUAUCGAUGCUUAUGAAGCUUCACUUGAAUUAGGUGCUGAUGGUGUUAAGAAAAGUAAACAAUUAGCCGAACAAGCAGUUGAAUUGAGUCGAGAUAAAGCUAAUGAAGCAUUAAAAGCUGGCCGACAUGCUGGUGAAGAUGCACUUGAUGCAGCACAAGAAUAUGUUAAAGAUUCGAAAAAACAAGCAGCUAAAAAAGCAAAAGAAGCUGCUGAAGAAACAAGUGAAGCAGCAUUAAAAGCUAAACGAAAAGCUACUGAAUUAUAA